AUGUUGGAAGGGGAGCCUGCUAAGGGCCUCCUCGCGCACACACCCCUCAUCCCAUCGUGGACCUCUAACCCGAUCCCCUACCUGUCGCUCUCCGCCGGCGGCCUGCUUGCCCUCGCCGACCUCAACACUGUCGCCCAGCGCACCGCCAUCACCGGCGGCUCGUCGUGGCUCGACGCCCUCGUCCUCGCCCCCGGCCUGCACUACCAGCAAGCUGCCGACGCUCUCGACUCACCCAGCAACAGCAGCAGCAGCAAGAGCCUCACCGCGGCGCUGGGCGUCGACAUUGCCGCCGUCGAGACGAGGCCCGACGGCACCGAGGUCCGUCGCUACGUGGUGCGCAACGCGGCCAUGGUGCACUACCUCCAGCGCCUGUGGGGGAGUGCUGCCGAUGCGGACGAGGACGAUGGCGGCGGCGUAGAGACGGUGACGAUCAACGUGGGCAUGGCGAGGAAGAAGAAUAGCGACGACGCGGAGCGGAUCCUGCGGCGCGGCAUGGCCAUGAUUCGCCAGCGGAGACUGCGAGCGACGAAGCAGGCGGCGCAGCAUCAUGCCCACGGCACGGACAUCUUCGAGCUCGACUGGCUCAGCCACGUCUUCUACAUCCUCAGCCCCGUCCUCACCGUCACCGCCGUGACCCUCAUGGUGCUGCUGAGCGACUACUGGGGGCUCGCCUUUAUCCUCGCGCUCAUGGUCUCGCGGCUCCUCAACAUCUUCACCAUCCGCAAGCGCAGCCGCCCCGCGCCCGCCCUCCCGUCCCCCGCGCAAAUCGCCGCCAGGAUGUUCGGCCCCGUCCCCGAGAGCAGGCCCACCGAGUACGUGAUUGCGCUGGGGAGCCGCCGGCGCGUGGUCCUGCGCGGGCUGGCCGACGACCUGCAGGCGCUGACGACGCGCGCCUGGCUGCGCGGCAAGACGCCCCUCGACGGGUACUGCGAGGCCGCGAGCAAGCUCGUCGUGUACAUGGUCGCCGCGCUGAGCGGCAACCUGACGCAGGCCGGCGCGCUCGUCCUCAUGACGCUGCUGCUGCUGAGCGCCGGCCUGCUGGGCCUGAGCAACGCGCACAUUCGCGGCCUGCAGAUGCACGGGCGCGUGGCGCGGCCGGAGCGCCAGCAGGCGCAAGUGGUGGACAAGGAGCGGGAUCUGGACUCGCUGGAUCUGGAGCAGGGCCAACGAGAUGGUAUUCCGGUGGAGGAUGUGCGACGGAGAUAG
Molecule: messenger RNA, 1206 nt
Organism: Akanthomyces muscarius
Lineage: Eukaryota; Fungi; Ascomycota; Sordariomycetes; Hypocreales; Cordycipitaceae
Exons: 1
Coding region: 1-1206 (401 amino acids)
Source: RefSeq, a predicted model, not a curated record